Jatropha curcas is the source of this 911-nucleotide messenger RNA. RefSeq lists its product as uncharacterized. NCBI's taxonomy places the organism in Eukaryota, Viridiplantae, Streptophyta, Magnoliopsida, Malpighiales, Euphorbiaceae. The record is from RefSeq and is a predicted model, not a curated record.
CUCUCUGUUCCGUCCCAUUAAUAAAUAAAUUAUAGCUCACCUCCAUCCCUCCCAUGCCAUCUAUUUAUCUUAGAGUAAUCUACUUAUAUAUUAUAUAAAUUAAAAAUAUACUACAGGUAUUGAUUUAGCUUAUCAUGCCUCAUUUAUUUUCUUUCAUCUAAGACCCAAUUUAUCAAUUCUCAUCUACCCGCCUCGAUUCCUCUUCUUCUCUUGAAAACAAGCCAAACCACCAGUAGAUCCAUGGAGGGUGUUUCUACCGCUAUGUACACUAAGGUCAGACGCUAUUGGAGGAGGAGAGGCUACGAGAGGUUAAAUGAAUCGACCCGGAGACGACAGAACACGGUGGAGUUGGGUUCAACCCUCCAGAAAAAGAGGAGGGUAUGGCGGAUCAAGAUCAAACCUAAGCUUAAAAUCUUUAAAAUGUCUUCUCCUAGAAAGUUCUUCGUUUGGCUUCGCGACGCUUACGUUAAGAUGAUGAUGGGAUUUGCUAACUCGCGCGUGAUUGGAGCUGGAUACGGUGGCGGAGCAGGGGAUGGCCUUGCUACUUUUGGAAAACGGCCAGUCAAAGAGUAUGAUGAGAGGAUGAUCAUUGAGAUCUACAAGUCGUUAAUGAUGGCGCAGGGUCAGUUGGUGGCCCGCGAAGCACCCAGGUUUGGCUCCGUGCCUAGACUUCCUGCUAUAGUAGAAUCAUAAUUAGUGUUGUUAAUUACAGUAUAUUUAUGAGCAAAUAAAUUGGGGUCAAAAAUUGCCGCAAGGAAUUAAUGUUCUGUUUUUUUUUUUUUUUUUUUUCAACAUUCAGUUCUCAAAUAGAAUUGUAAUUCUAGCAAGCAAUUAGAAUCUUCAUCUUGGCAGUAAGCAGCUUUUAAGAUUUUUCAAAUAAAAAAAAAAAAAAAUCCUCAGAUAGAAUCAUA